Molecule: messenger RNA, 1883 nt
Organism: Colossoma macropomum (tambaqui)
Lineage: Eukaryota; Metazoa; Chordata; Actinopteri; Characiformes; Serrasalmidae
Gene: rnf152
Product: ring finger protein 152
Exons: 1
Coding region: 7-588 (193 amino acids)
Molecular function (GO): ubiquitin protein ligase activity
Source: RefSeq, a predicted model, not a curated record
UAGACCAUGAUGGAGACGCUGUCCCAGAGCUCCAGGCUGGAGUGCCAGAUCUGCUUUAACCCUUUCAGCCCGCAGCGGCGGCGCCCCAAAAUGCUCCAAUGCCGGCACACGUGCUGCUCCGCGUGCCUGAGCCAGAUGAGGCUGAAUCACAGAGAGAUCCGCUGCCCAUGGUGCCGGAGCGUCACUCCCCUGCCCAGCAGCCUGUCUGUCUCCCAGCUACCCGACGACCUGGAAGCGCUGUCCGUCAUCUCCGUAAUGCAGUCCUCUGAGCAUGUGCCUGUUUAUAUCCGGUUGCCUGGUAACGGCUGCUACCUGCUGCCUCUACCGGGAGAUGUGGAGCAGGCCCUGUUGCCCGAGGAACCUACCUACCGCUUUGACUUCAAAGGCGGCAGUGAGACGGGUCUGCCGGCAGAGAGCCUGGAAGUGGAGGUGGUGGAGGAGGAGGAAGUGGGGGUGCUAAAGAGUUCGGCAUGGACUGGUUUCUGCACCGUUCUUCUCGUGGCGGUCAUCCUUAUUUUCCUGCUGGGCAUCGUCCUGCACAACAUGUCCUGCGUCUCCAAACGGUUCAGCAUCAUUUCUUGCGGAUGAAAGACCUACUUUGCGUCUGAAACUCAUUCACUAUUCACGUUUGCCAUGUAGUAAACUGACUGGGGAAAUGACUGUGGGCCAUGGAAAAGGGAGACAGACAUAGACUAUACAUCCAAAAGUAUUCAGACACCCUUUCUAAUUAAUGACUUAAUUUGCUUCAAGGUGGAUUGAUGAUACAAGCAUUCAGUUGCACACUCACAGCUUGUGUAUUCUCCAUGGAAAGGCAUUUCCAGUAUAAUGGGACACUCUGAGCAGCUGCACACGAGCUCACCAUGCCCAAAGACAAGUGUCGGCUUGAGGUGUAUAAAGUCCCCCUGCAUUGGGCUGUGGAGCAGUGGAACUGUGUCCUCUGGAAUGAUGGAGCUCCAGCCACUAACUUUGGAAUGUGUUCCAGAACUAAUCAGCAGCUGACUUGACUAAUGUUGUUUUGGCUAAAUGCAAUCAAUUCCUCACAGCAAUGUUCCAACAUCUAGGGUAAAGCCUUAUCAGAACAGUAGAGGCUGUCACUGCAGCAAAGAGGGGACAAACUGCUUAUUAUUACCCUUGAUUUCAGAAGCAGUGUUGGAUGAGCAGGUGUCUACAGACUUUUGGACAUUGUGUCCAUGUGUUCAGUGCUGGAGUUGACAGGAAGCAAAACAGAGAGACAUGAACUUCAUUUCUGACAAACAGUUUAUUUAUGAUUUUCUACUACCAUUCAGUAUGAAUGCAAAGCUGGACUGGAUGUAUGUUUAGCCAUUACGGGAGUCAAAAUGCAGUGAGGUGGACAGAUGUGAAUAUUUGACUGUUUAUUUAUGUUUUUCUUUAUGAUUCAGCAUCUUUUCUUGCAAAUGAUUGACUAGACUGGGCUUUGUACAUUUUACCAUUUGAUCAGCACUGAGGCUGACAGGAAACACAGUGGACAGACAUGGACAAAUAGGAAGAUGAAACAAAAAUGGAUUUCAAAUUGACUUUAUAUAUGAUUUCUACAUUCUGAAUGUAUGAAGUCACUUGAAUUUCUAAAGGAUAGUUUAUUUAUGGGGAUGAAAUGUUAGGCCAGGUUGGUACAGCAGACCAGUCUUGACAUUGUCCGCAAGUGAAGCAGAAACAUGGCCACAUAUGAAUUUUUGAUAGACUGUUUAUUUCUGAUUUGCCAGGUUUGUUUACAGAUGGGAAUCGAAAGAGAGAAAUGUGGUCAUAUAUGGAAUCUCUGAUUUCUUUUACUCAUUUUUUAUGAUAAUAGAAUUCAAAGGCUAGACUCAGUGUGCACAUUGAACCAGUGGUGAGGCUAACAAGAAAUAAAAAUAAAAUAAAACAGA